ACGUUGGGCCCAGCCGAGCCGAGAGGAGAGGAGAGGAGAGGAGAGGAGAGAGGAGGAGAGGAGCAGAGGGAGCGAGCGAGCGAGGACCAAGACCGAGACGACGGCCAGAGGGAAGGGGAGACAGUCGGAGAUGAAGGCGCCCCGGGCCCGGCCCCCCCACCUCCUCCUCCCCUUCUUCCUCCUCUCCCUCUUGCUCGGGGCCCGGGAGACGGGCAGCGCCUCUCUGGGUGGGCCCGAGGGACCCGGGAGUCCGGGGGGCGAGCUGGCCGGGCUCGACUCGGCCGGCCUGGGGGUGCGGGAACUGGGCAGUGCCCUGGGCCAGUCCGGAUACGCGGCGGGGAGCAGCCCCGCUCUGGGGGACCCCCCCGGCCCGCGCCCCCGCCGGGAGACCAACUGCGUCAACUCUCCCGCGGCUGAGACCAGCGCUGGGGGAUCCGGACCCGUGCCCGCCACUGUCAGCAAACCAAGCCUGGGGCCCGACGCUUUCUAUCGGGAGACCAGCACGGAGACCUCCGGCGGAGACAGAAUCAGAAAUCCAACACUGUCGUCCUUUUCGGCGGCCACGGCCGCCGGUCCCCCCGCCGCCAACGCCAGGCCUGAGUGCGAGAAUAUGAACAACGAAAACCGUGUGGCCGCCACGCAGGGAACCGGGUCUCCUUCACCCUUCUCAGCCCGAGGCCCCAGCGGGGGAUCUGGAACAGGCCUCCACACUCCUGGACUCUUCAACUUUGACACCUUCUGGAAGAACUUCAAGUCCAAGCUCAAAUUCAUCAAUUGGGACUCCAUCAGCAAGCGACAAGGCACCAGGGUCAUGCUCUACUUCAGCCGCCUGUGGGAGGAUUUCAAGCACAACACUCCUUUCUUCAAUUGGAAAAUCAUCUCAGAGGACAACGGUUCUCUAGACCUGCAAAAACGGUCCGACACGGCGGUCUCCGGCCUGCAGUCGGCGGCCCGCACUACCUCCAAAGGGCAACAGCCCCACCCGACCCCUUUCAAGGCUGGGUCAGGUGCAACUUCCACAGCGACCCGGGCGGAGCCGGGCUUGCUGCGGUGGAUGAGGGUCUGGUAGGUGAGAGAGGGAGUGAGGGAGCCUGGAAGCGAACUGCCGGGCUCCCCCCGAAAAUGGGGAGGAGGGGAGGCUUCGACCCGAAGGGGACUGGCACGU
This is a messenger RNA of Tachyglossus aculeatus (Australian echidna), 1165 nucleotides long. It is a transcript of the gene DMKN, whose product is annotated as dermokine. Gene Ontology annotation, biological process: cornified envelope assembly. The transcript is spliced from 15 exons. Lineage: Eukaryota; Metazoa; Chordata; Mammalia; Monotremata; Tachyglossidae. The coding region runs from base 131 to 1069 and encodes 312 amino acids. The record is from RefSeq and is a predicted model, not a curated record.